Molecule: messenger RNA, 1781 nt
Organism: Exophiala viscosa
Lineage: Eukaryota; Fungi; Ascomycota; Eurotiomycetes; Chaetothyriales; Herpotrichiellaceae
Product: adenylosuccinate synthetase
Exons: 3
Coding region: 240-1616 (458 amino acids)
Biological process (GO): IMP metabolic process; 'de novo' AMP biosynthetic process
Cellular component (GO): cytoplasm
Molecular function (GO): adenylosuccinate synthase activity; GTP binding
Source: RefSeq, a predicted model, not a curated record
GAUUUUUUCAUUACUCAAUUUUCUGGCUUGGAAGCCCACCAGAGACGCAAUUGAGGAUCCCCUCCAUUUGCGUUCAAAGAGAACUCCAGAGUCAAACUGCAAACACCUCACUCUUGCCUUUGUGACUCAAACCAAACUCACUUGCCUUUUGUUAUUUAAUUCACCAUGGCAGGCACCUGAACUUCACCUUCCACCGAAAUCAAUUCCCUUUCGGUCAUGACAACUUCCUCUCCGAUAACAUGCCUGUGACACUAGUACUGGGCUCCCAAUGGGGCGACGAGGGCAAAGGCAAGCUCGUCGACAUCCUCGCCUCGUCGGCCUCCAUGGUCUGCCGCGCCGCCGGUGGUAAUAACGCAGGACACACCAUCGUCGUCAACGGCACCACCUAUGACUUCCACAUUCUUCCCUCGGGCCUGAUCAACCCAUCCUGCAAGAUCAACCUCAUUGGAACCGGCUGCGUCGUGCAUAUCCCCAGCUUCUUCAAGGAACUCAAGGCGCUAGAAGAGAAGGGUCUACAAGGUGUCCGGGAACGCAUCCUCAUCAGCGACCGCGCGCAUGUUUGCUUCGACUUGCACGGCGUGGUCGAUGGUGUCGCAGAGGACAAGAGCAAGACCAUUGAAGGCGGCAAAGGCAUGAUUGGUACUACUCGUAAGGGUAUCGGACCAUGCUACAGUGAUAAGGUCGCUCGCCGCGGCGUCACCUUCUGGAUGCUUGUGAACGAAGAGCAACGAUGGCAGAAACGCCUGCGCGAUCUUGAAGCUGGCUACCGCAAGCUCUACGGCGAUGCAGCGCUACAAGGAUACGAUGUCGAGGAUGAAAUCAAGAAGCUGCGCGACUACCGAACCGAGCUACAGCAAUACGUGGUCAGUCAAACCCCAUUGCUUGCGCAGGCGGUCGGCGGACAAGGUAUCGCAACGGCAACCUCCAAUGGCGAUGCCGCCCGCCCUGGGCCAAAUGUCCUGAUCGAAGGUGCCAACGCGCUCCUCCUUGACAUCGACCACGGCACUUAUCCAUACGUCACCUCCAGCAAUACUGGCCUGGGAGGCGUGUUCACGGGUCUGGCAGGCCUGAGCCCUCGUGCCCUGGCGGCUCCUGGAAGCAACAUCGUUGGCGUGGUCAAGGCGUACACCACAAGAGUCGGCUCGGGUCCAUUCCCUACAGAGCUCGAUCCGAGCAUCUCAGAGGUUGAUGCAGAUUAUGGCGAACGGUUACAGCGCAUCGGACGUGAGUUCGGGGUGACCACCGGCAGAAAACGACGCUGCGGCUGGAUGGAUCUGGUGCUUGUCAAGUAUUCAACGGCGGUCAAUUGCUAUACGCAAAUCAACUUGACCAAACUUGAUGUGUUGGACGACUUCGAGGAGAUUCGCGUGGCCACGGCCUACAAGAUAGACGGCCAGGAUCAAGAUGUCUUCCCAGCAGACUUGGACGCCCUAGAGCGGGUGGAGAUCGUGUACAAGACAUUCAAGGGAUGGCAGACGAGUACGACGGGCUGCAAAACAUUCGAAAGUCUUCCACAGCAGGCUAGGGAGUAUGUGGAGUACAUUGAGCGCGAGGUGGGUAUCCCGAUCAAGUGGAUCGGAACAGGCCCUCGCAGAGAAGACAUGAUAAUGAGGUAAACAGACCCUCGUUGGCUUCCGGGAAGGCGCCCAUUGCAUCAACACAGCUUUUUCAUAGAGUGUCGCUUCACAGAAUAGCCACCACACCUGCAAUAGCGAUUACCGCUGCAGCAAAACUGCCCACCUGUUUGACAUCUGCCGCAGCAUUUCCCGUCGCUGAAGUUC